Messenger RNA from Penicillium brasilianum, 1260 nucleotides. NCBI's taxonomy places the organism in Eukaryota, Fungi, Ascomycota, Eurotiomycetes, Eurotiales, Aspergillaceae. The record is from the annotation of a GenBank genome assembly.
AUGACGGGCUACGACUAUAAUAAGCUCCUCUCCGUUUUCUAUAUUUCCUACAUCGUCUUCGAAAUUCCAUCUAAUCUCGCAUGCAAAUGGAUUGGACCUGGCUGGUUUCUUCCAACCUUGACGCUUGCGUUCGGGAUUUGUUCCGUCGGCACUGCUUUCGUCCACUCUUUCAGCAGUGCUUGUGGCGUGCGAUUCCUCCUCGGUAUCUUCGAGGCAGGAAUGCUUCCCGGGAUUGCAUACUAUCUCUCUCGGUGGUAUAGACGGGUGGAGCUGGCCUUAAGGCUCGCGUUAGAUCUUGUUAUGGCUCCUUUGGCAGGGGCGUUCGGUGGCCUCCUUGCGUCAGCGAUAUUGAGGCUUGAUUCAUUCGGCGGCUUGAAAACCUGGCGGAUGAUAUUUGCCAUUGAGGGGAUCAUCACUAUUGGACUUGGACUGCUCGCUUUCGCUACCUUAACAGACAGACCAGAGACCGCUCGGUGGCUCACCCAAGAGGAAAAAAGGCUGGCAAUUUCACGGGUGCGCUCUGAAUACGAAUAUGCUGGUGCUCGCGCUGUUCUGGACAAGCUCAACAUGAAAAAAAUUACCCGCGGCAUCUUCAAUCCCGUCGUUCAAGCGAUUUCGUGGAUUAUGCUUCUUGCUUGCGUCACCGUUCAGGGAUUAGCCUUCUUUGCACCCACAAUUGUGCGAACAAUAUAUCCCGAGAAAAGUACUGUCGAGCAGCAACUCCAGACAGUCCCGCCGUACAUUGUCGGCGCGGUAUCUACUAUCCUAAUUCCCUAUCUGACCGGACGGCUUGACCGCCGGCUGAUACUCUUCAUCAUCACGCCGCUGUUAAUGAUGACCGGUUAUAUCAUAUUCCUGGCUACCGAGAAUGCGAAUGCACGCUAUGGCGCGACGUUCCUUAUCGCGUUUGGCUCGUUCCCGCUCGGGGUCCUCACGAACGCCCACGCAUCUGCUAAUGUUGUCUCGGAUACUGCACGUGCGUCAGCUAUUGGGACUGUCGUGAUGAUGGGGAAUAUUGGUGGACUUAUUGCGACUUGGUCAUUCCUACCCUUUGACGGCCCAAACUAUCCUAUUGGGAAUGGGCUAAAUCUGGCUACGGGAACAACAUGUCUGUUAAUAGCGGUAGGAUUGUUGAUUUGGUCGAAAAGUGACAACAGAAAACGGGAUCGGGGUGAUGGUGGAAGGAGGCUUGAUGAAUUGAGUGCCUGGCAGGUUGAGGAUUUAGAUUGGCAUCAUCCUUCGUUCAGGUGGUCGUUGUGA